AUGAUUUAGACUUGUCAAGUAUACCAUCCAAUUAUUAUUUGAAAAGAUGGAGCAAGGAUGCUAAAUGUGGUAUUGGAUUUGAUUCUUAUGGUGAAUCGGCUGUGAGUAAUUUAGACUCAUCUUCCUUGGUUCAGUAUAGCGAGCUAUCUAAUAUAGCACAAAGAAUCAUAGCAAAAGGUGCAAAAAAUAACCAAAAAUGUAAUUUUUUGAAAUCUGAGUUGUUAAAGUUGGAGAAAAAAUUGGAUAAGCAUGCCAAUUUUGGAGAACAAGAUGAUGGAACAAAUGAUGUAAAUUAUGUUAAGCAUGUGACUGAAGCUGAGAAAAAUCUUAAGAUCCAAGAUCCAAAAGUUGAGAAGUCCAAAGGUCGGGGCAAAGGUAGAAUGAAGAGUGCUUUGGAAUCUAAUCAACCUAAAAAGAAAGGUCCAUACAAGAGAAAAGCUUUUAAAGAAUCCAAUUCAAAUGCAUAUGAGAUGAACGGACCAUCAACAAGAUAUAUAUGCACAAACUCAGGGACAUAUUGGAAUGCCAAGUCAAAACCAAUUCAAUAUGACACCCGUAAGUCAAGUCACACAUUUUCCCUAUGGAUUUCCAAUUGUUCCUUGUGUUCAAGGGAUUCAAAAUCCACCGGUUCAAAGGAUUCAAAAUCACCAAUUUGGAUUUCAAGCUAUAAGUCCCAUGAUGUCCAAUUACUCAUUUAUGUAUCCUCGGGAAAACAUUCAACCAAUACCUCUGGUAACCACUCCUCAACUAAAAUUUUCAAAUCCAUCAGCAUCAAACAUUCAACCAAUACCUUUGGGAACCACUCUUGAACUGAAUUUUUCAAAUCCAUCAACAUCUUAGAUCAUGUUGUAAUAGAAUUUAGAGAAAUUUUUUUUGGAACGACAUCCUCUGAAGUGGAGAAUAUUCAUCCUUCUAGCUUUGUACAAUUUGAUUUUGAUGAGUUUCAUCUCAAAUAAUUAUAUUUUGUUGGAUAUUGACGAAGUGAAUUGAUAUAAUUCGUAUAUCCAUAUAAAGUUAGAAUCAUAUGUAGAUGAAAGAUCAAGUUCGCAUAUUUUAAUUACCAUAAAAAAUUGAUUACACAUAUUUUGAUUACCAUAAUCUCUAACUAGUUACAGAUCCUAUUUAUGAUGAAAACUCUUUACAUGAUCAUACAAUAGUAAAGAUCCAAGUCAUGGAUGUUUACAGAAAACGACUAUGAAGGUGUAAUCGACAUUGGGGUUUUAAGUUUAUGUUUAUGUCUUUUAAAUUGAAAUGUUGAGUUUCCAAAAAAAAAUAAAAAUAGGAAUUAGUUAAGUCUGUUUGUAAGGAGUGAUAGGGAGAGAUCGCGAAGGAGAUAAAGCUUUAAGCUUCGGUAGCUCCGGUUCUGUCAGUUCAUCACUUGACGAAUGUUUGGCGGGUCGGCUGAAAGGCCUAAGCCGAACCCACUGUUUGUAUUCAAAAAGGUAAGUUUUAAGUUUUAAUAAAAUAUUUAAAAAGAAAUGAUAUAUAUGGAAGUAAACAAAAAUAAUUAAAGCAAAAAAAA
Molecule: messenger RNA, 1522 nt
Organism: Pyrus x bretschneideri (Chinese white pear)
Lineage: Eukaryota; Viridiplantae; Streptophyta; Magnoliopsida; Rosales; Rosaceae
Exons: 4
Coding region: 381-809 (142 amino acids)
Source: RefSeq, a predicted model, not a curated record